Messenger RNA from Closterium sp. Naga37s-1, 1092 nucleotides. The record is from the annotation of a GenBank genome assembly. NCBI's taxonomy places the organism in Eukaryota, Viridiplantae, Streptophyta, Zygnematophyceae, Desmidiales, Closteriaceae.
AUGACCAUUCAGCAGCUCCAUCUGCCCGGACGGCGGCAAGACAGUGGGGCAGGACAAGGCUCAUCCCGGGAUGAACAGGUUGACACCCUCACCCAACUUCUCACCGCACACACACCCACUCACACGCCAAUUGACCCCCUCGCUCGCCCCUCCACGGCCGCUCGCCCUGCCUACCUGCUGCGUGGCUUUGAGCUGCGCCCUGACCUGCUGGGUGGCUUUAAGCUGCGCCCUGACCUGCUGGGUGGCUUUAAGCUGCGCCAUGACCUGCUGCGUGGCUUUGAGCUGCGCCCUGACCUGCUGGGUGGCUUUAAGCUGCGCCCUGACCUGCUGGGUGGCUUUAAGCUGCGCCCUGACCUGCUGGGUGGCUUUGAGCUGCGCCCUGACCUGCUGGGUGGCUUUGAGCUGCGCCCUGACCUGCUGGGUGACUUUGAGCUGCGCCCUGACCUGCUGGGUGGCUUUGAGCUGCGCCCUGACCUGCUGGGUGGCUUUAAGCUGCGCCCUGACCUGCUGGGUGGCUUUAAGCUGCGCCCUGACCUGCUGGGUGGCUUUGAGCUGCGCCCUGACCUGCUGGGUGGCUUUGAGAUGCGCCCUGACCUGCUGGGUGGCUUUAAGCUGCGCCCUGACCUGCUGCGUGGCUUUAAGCUGCGCCCUGACCUGCUGGGUGGCUUUGAGCUGCGCCCUGACCUGCUGGGUGGCUUUGAGCUGCGCCCUGACCUGCUGGGUGGCUUUGAGCUGCGCCCUGACCUGCUGGGUGGCUUUGAGCUGCGCCCUGACCUGCUGGGUGGCUUUGAGCUGCGCCCUGACCUGCUGGGUGGCUUUGAGCUGCGCCCUGACCUGCUGGGUGGCUUUGAGCUGCGCCCUGACAGCGUCCGCCUCCUGGCGACUUUGCUGCAUCUCUUGCUCCUUGCGCUGCACCUCGCUCUCCAGCCGCCCCACCCGCCCCGCCAUCUCCUCCACCGCCAUGCGCGCCUCCGCCAGCUCCUGUCACCGCCCACCCCACGCCGCCCCCACAUCACCGGGGAGGAGGGGGGUGAGGGGAGAGAAAGGGGGAGAAGGUGGGGUGUGGCGGAGGAUGAGGAUGCAAACGACUAA